CUAAACUGAACAUCAUUUUUAAUUAACGAGUACCAUUUUGAAAAUUAGUUAGUUUUGAGGAUUAAUUUAGAAGAAUACAUGAUUAUUGAAUAACAUUUUAGGAUCUAAAUUUAGUUGAUUUUAAAGUUAAUUGUUUAAUUUUAAAUUCGGGAUAAAAUUGAAGGGGUUUGGGUUAGGAGUAACCACUGUUUUCUUUUCUUCUUCCCUUUGUUUAUCAAUCCAGGCCGAGGCGUUCUCUGUGUCUAGAACGAACGAUCCCAGGGACAUGGAUCCGCUGCCUAAAAAGAAAGCGGUUUUACAGCGUGUGACACUUGAAGAGGUAAAUGUGUUGAAGCCCACCCCUCGCUGCUUUCCCAUUCUUAAGCUUGUUGGGAUUGAUUCCUCCAUUGAUAAGAAGUGCCUCAUGUGGAUCUUUGAUGAGAAAGCUUUUGUAGCGGUCGAAGAAGGUCACCGCGAUAAGCGUCCCAAGAUUCACCACAAUCUCCUCCUCCUCCCACAUGUUCAUAGAUCAGAACUCCUUGGUCUUUAUUCGUGGUCUCCCAUCCCGAGUGUGGAGCGUAUAACUGUGAAGGACAUCAAACACCUAGCCACUUGUGCCAAAAUCAAUGGAAAGGUGAUUGCUUAUUGCCAUAGAGUCAUGCAAGUCUUAUAUCGCCGUGGACCAUCCGAAAGCGAAGAAAAGAGGAGGGGAGAGGAUUUUAAACUGAAAGGUCCUCAUUGUUCUGCCCUUGAACCAAUCUAUGGCAUCACCAUUGGGAUCAAGCCCUUUGAAGACCGUGGCGAUGGCGAACAGAGAGAGUUUUUGCUAGAGGCAGGGUUGGCAGCAUGGAAGGUGAGGGUUUUUAUGAAGAGGAACUGGAAGGUGAUGGCGGAGUUGUGAGUGUGGUUUUUGCGAUAGUAGCGGAUGCUGCUUGGGCUCGGGUUUGUAUUAAUGGGCUUCAAAAUAUGCGUGUGUAUGGAUGUAUCAAAGCCUCAAGGGAAACUGUCGGGGAACAAAGUGAGUUUGUAAUGUUCACCCGAUCUUUGGAAAACCAUGUCCAUGUUGGCCCCGAUGGUUUUUUUCCUCUAGAUGGAACGGUGGUGGUAGCAUCCAAAAGGGCUAGAUUAACCAUCUCCCUCUCUUUGAACUUGUGUAGUGAUGAUGGGAAAUGGUGUGUUUUGCAAAAAGAUUUAGUGUUUGAUGCAGUGUUUAGGAAGGAAGCCCAGACCAUACAAGAUGAUGUAUUUGGUGGGGAAGUCACGGUGUCCCUUGCUUACAAGGACGGCCCCGACCUUGAUUGCGAUGACGAUAACGAGGAUGAGAGUGGUUAUUUAGUCCAGAGUUUGAUGAAAU
Messenger RNA from Cuscuta campestris, 1333 nucleotides. NCBI's taxonomy places the organism in Eukaryota, Viridiplantae, Streptophyta, Magnoliopsida, Solanales, Convolvulaceae. The record is from the annotation of a GenBank genome assembly.